Oncorhynchus tshawytscha (Chinook salmon) is the source of this 2594-nucleotide messenger RNA. Its product is annotated as protocadherin gamma-A4-like. Lineage: Eukaryota; Metazoa; Chordata; Actinopteri; Salmoniformes; Salmonidae. The record is from RefSeq and is a predicted model, not a curated record. Bases 153 to 2594 code for a protein of 813 amino acids. Gene Ontology annotation, cellular component: plasma membrane. The transcript has a single exon. Gene Ontology annotation, biological process: homophilic cell-cell adhesion. Gene Ontology annotation, molecular function: calcium ion binding.
ACAGAAAGAUUUUCGCUCUGAUCCAUUAACAUAGAUCAGAAAAGGACAGUGAAAAUAGGCUCGAUUGAAUCGAAGCGUCAACUAGUAUUUGCUCACUGUUUCUGAGGAUACCCUUUACGGAAUAUUCUUGUGGAUUGUAUUAUUCGUUGGCUAUGGAAUUUGAAGGAUUCAUUCAACCCAAAUGCGUAAGAUGGCGUUUUAGUGGACUACGGUGGCAGGUACUAAUUUUUCUCCUCUAUCUCAGUCAUAUUGCCAGUGGACAAAUCCGGUAUUCCAUUCCCGAGGAGAUGAAGAAAGGCUCUCUUAUCGGUAACGUAGCUCAAGACCUGGGGUUAGAUUUGAAACGGCUCCGAGCGGGCCGGGCCCGUAUCGUGACCGGAGAAAGCAUUCAGUACACAGAGCUGAAGACAGACAAAGGGAUUCUAGUCGUGAGUGAGAGAAUAGACCGAGAGCAGCUUUGUGGCGACGUCACACCGUGUAGCUUCAGCUUCGAAAUUAUUCUGGAAAAUCCAAUCGAAUUACAUCGUGUUACAGUUGAAAUUGUGGAUGUAAAUGACCAUUCACCUAUUUUUAAGAAUAAUCAUAUCAAAUUUGAAAUCAGCGAAUCUGCUACUCUUGGCUCUCGUUUUGUGCUGGAGAGUGCAAAGGAUCCCGAUGUGGGAGUUAAUGGUCUACAGGAGUAUGUUUUAACUCAAAAUGACAAUUUCGUUCUGAAACAACAUUCGAAUCCUGAUGGAAGUAAAUUUGCAGAAAUGAUUUUACAAAAGCCUUUGGAUAGAGAAGAGAAUCCUCAUCUCUCUUUAAAGCUAAUCGCUGUAGACGGUGGGAAUCCGCAGAGAUCUGGCACAGUAAAUAUAGAGAUCACUGUCCUAGAUGCCAAUGAUAAUGCCCCUGUGUUUAACCAGUCAGUGUACAGGGCUACUGUGAUGGAAAACGCACCGAAAGGAACCUAUAUUACAACCGUUAAUGCUAGUGAUGCAGACAGUGGUUCCAAUGGUAUAGUGAUGUAUUAUUUUUCGAAUUUGAAAGAAAACUUGGCAGAUAUAUUUGACAUUGAUGAGACAACUGGCAAGAUAUCUGUUGUUGGACAAAUCGAUUUUGAAAAAGAUAAGAAAUAUGACAUUAGAGUUGAGGCCAAAGACCAAGGUGGUUUGACAGACCUCGGCAAAGUUGUCAUAGAAAUAGUUGACAUAAAUGACAAUGCCCCAGUUAUAAACAUCAUGUCUUUCACUAGCCCUGUGUCUGAAGAUGCUGCUGCUGGAACCACGAUUGCCGUUGUAAACGUUAAAGAUGCCGAUUCAGAGAGAAACGGACAGAUUACAUGCUCUGUAGAUACGAACUCGUUCAAGAUCAAAUCUUCUUUAAGUAGUUAUUAUACGUUGAUCUCAGAUGUAGCUUUUGACAGAGAAACAACACCAGAAUACAACAUAACUAUAACAGCGACAGAUUCUGGCUCGCCUCCUCUCUCAAGCGCCAGGACACUACACCUUAGAAUCUCUGACGUAAAUGACAAUGCUCCAUUGUUUCAUCAGAGCUCAUACUCUGCUUACGUCACAGAGAAUAACUCUCCUGGAAUGUCCAUAUUUACUGUCAGCGCGCGGGACUAUGACUGGAAUCAGAACGCGAGAAUCUCGUACCUCCUGGAGGACACGCAGAUCAGUGGAACUCCAGUAUCCACUUACAUAUCCAUUAACUCUGAAACCGGAGUUUUACAUGCUGUGCGCUCCUUUGAUUACGAACAAAUCAAGCAACUUAAACUCGUGGUAAAGGCACAAGACGGAGGCUCUCCUCCUCUCAGUAGCAAUGCGACGGUGAAAAUAAUGAUCCAGGACCAGAAUGACAACGCGCCUCAGGUUCUGUACCCAGUCCAGACUAGCAGCUCUCUGGUCGCUGAAAUGGUGCCUCGUUCAGCAGAUGUUGGAUAUCUUGUCACUAAAGUGGUGGCUGUUGAUGUGGACUCUGGACAGAAUUCCUGGCUCUCAUAUAAACUGCAGAAAGCGACAGACAGGGCGCUAUUUGAAGUGGGCUUACAGAAUGGAGAAAUAAGAACUAUACGACAAGUCAAUGAUAAAGAUGCUGUGAAACAAAGGCUCACUGUCGUAGUGGAGGACAACGGGCAGCCCUCUCGUUCAGCUACAGUCAAUGUUAACGUGGCGGUGGCGGACAGCUUCCCUGAAGUGCUCUCGGAGUUCACUGACUUUACGCACGACAGGGAGUACAAUGACAACCUGACUUUUUACUUAGUCUUGGCUUUGGCUGUAGUCUCAUUUCUGUUCAUCACAUGUUUAGUGGUUAUUAUAUCAGUGAAAAUAUACAGAUGGAGACAGUCUCGCAUCCUCUAUCAUUCCAAUCUCCCGGUUAUUCCGUAUUAUCCACCACGUUACGCAGACACUUUGGGGACAGGAACUCUACAGCACGUGUACAAUUACGAGGUGUGCAGGACGACUGACUCCAGAAAGAGUGACUGUCAGUUCGCCAGACCCUGUAGUCAGAACGUACUGAUAAUGGACCCCAGUUCUACAGGGACGAUGCAGCGGAUGCAGAACGAACAGAACAUCAUGGAUGAACCAGACUCCCCACUAGAGGUGAGUUAA